Messenger RNA from Spinacia oleracea (spinach), 4528 nucleotides. RefSeq names its product protein EMBRYONIC FLOWER 1. Lineage: Eukaryota; Viridiplantae; Streptophyta; Magnoliopsida; Caryophyllales; Amaranthaceae. The transcript has 6 exons. Gene Ontology annotation, biological process: shoot system development; negative regulation of DNA-templated transcription; negative regulation of flower development. The coding region runs from base 472 to 4065 and encodes 1197 amino acids. The record is from RefSeq and is a predicted model, not a curated record.
CCUCUUUCUCUCUCUCUUACCCACACCCUUAUUUUUCUCUCUUUCUCUCUCUCUCUCUCUCUCUCUCUCUCUCUCAUUUUCAGUCUCCCCAUUUUCUCUCACUACACUUUCUCUCUCCUCUUUUGGAGAAUCGAAACCUCAUCUCUUUCAUCCAACCCCAAAUUAAACCCACAAAAAUCAAAUCCAAAUUACAAGAAGUUUAGGGUUUUAAUUUAAGCAAUUAAAAUCUCUCUCCUCGAAUUCACACAACCCAGUUAUGAACUUCUGAUUCAUCUCUCUCCUGGAUUAAAAGCUCCCAUCUUUCAGCUAUUUUAGAUGGUGGAUGAGCUUAAAACGGUGUCGUUUCAGAUCCAAGCCAAGCCCGAAGGCCCGACCCACUGGUCCUUUUCCCCCCAUUUCUGAGCUCACCCGACCCAGUGAUCGUAUCAGGAAACUUCUGAAGGUUUAGCUUGUGUAUGUUGACCAUCCAACAUGGCAAGCGCUAUGGCGGAGUUAAAUCAGCAAAGUGUCUCUAAUCUUGCUUCCAAGUCUACAAAACAGCAAGCUCAAAUGGAUGUGUUACCACUAAAUAACCUUUCUGGUGAGAAACACAACGAGGUCAAAGUAAAGUGCAGCCAUUUCUCCAUACGUGGUUAUGUAUCAGAAGUUCGCAAAAGGGAUCCAAAAGUUUGCUAUCCUUUUUCGCGGAAGGACUCCACUGAACCACUAUCUAUCGAGCUGCCUCCUAUGGUGGUUCCCAAAUUCCGGUGGUGGCAGUGUAACAGUUGUGUCCCAGAAACUAGUGUCAUUGCUGAUAAUAAAGAAGCUCAGAAGCCUGGAGAAAAUGUGAAUGCUCAGUUGGCUCUAGUAACGCAACCCUCAAAGGUCAAUGUUUCUAAAGUAGGAAAUGCUGAAGCUAGUACCUCUCUCGAUUCAAACGAUAACAGAAAUUAUACUCCAAUUAAUAUAGUUGCUGAUCUUAAAGGGAAAGGCAAAGCUCAUGUUGAAGAUGAGCCUGCACCACCCUCAGCCUGGGAAAACGGCUUUCUCAAGGAUUCAAGUCGGAAAAUUCUGCAACAAACUACUGGCGAAAUUGAAGUUAGCAUUAUAGCUUCUGAAAGUGAAGCAGAUAAACUUGAACUUGGAUCAAGAUGCAAUGGAAAUGGAGUCAUCAAAAAUCUUCAGAAAGACAGCAGAGUGGGUAGAAUUGAAGUCAGACCUGCUCAAGAAUAUGUGAACCAUAAUGGGGAGUAUGCCAAUGGAAACUAUGGAGAAAAAUCACAAGCUUCUUCAGAGGACAGCAUUGCAGAUUCACCAACAAACAAUAUGGAGGCAGAGGUAGUUAGAGUAGGUAAUGGAGCUAGCAAUGACAGAAAAAGUCGGGUAGUAAACUUGCCAGAUUUGAAUGAGUGUAGUGGAGAACCUUCUUUGUAUGAUGGAAAUAACGAGGCUAUAAUCACAAAUAGUAGUAAUGAUGUAUUCUGUGAAGAUGAUGACGAUUACUUGGGGGCAGAGCGCCGGAAAUAUCCUAAGGUACGGCUUUUGAGUGAAUUAUUGGGGUUGAAAGAAAACCCAAGUUCUGGUAGGGGGAGAAAGAGAAAUCCUUCAUUGGCUAGUUCUUUGGAUGAGAGUGUCAAACGAAGGAAGGUGAGUUCUCAGGAUGAAGGAUCAAAAUCUGUGGAGAUCAGGGUUUCAAAUGAUGAAACCAAGAAGACAACUGAUUCAGAGUAUGCACUUGAUUCAGAUGAUAUAUCAACAGAGGUUAUCUCCAAGGCUUUGGCAAAAAGGCGGUGCAAGUCUAAAGUUCCUGUAAUUGAGAAGAAGAAUAAGAAGAGUAAAUUCGACCAUGUCGGUUCUUCUUCAGUAUAUCGACAGAAGCAUAUGUCUAGAUCAGCAUGUCAUGAAAAAGGAAGCACUUCUGAGAUUCUGCCUCAAAAAAGUGCUGUUUCUGACCAGUUAGUUGAGAGAAGCUCAGUUAUGACCAAGAAGAGAGGAAAGGCCUCUCAGUCAAGAAAGGAUGUGGGUUCUGUAAAUCCCUGCAAAAACCAGACUCCGAAAGACUUUGAAUUCGCCCAAAAAGAUGACAAUGCUGAUAAAAACCCUGUUCUGCAAGUUCAAAAAGAUUCUGAAAGUGUUCAUUCUAUCCCCAGAAACUAUAUUAUUAAGAGGCACUGUCAGGUUCAUGAUCCUUCAGGGGAGGAAGGGUUACAUCUUCCUUCAUUUCAGGCAGAACCGUUGCCUAGUAGUGCGAGAAAACAUCAAGAUAACAUAAAUAAUGUUGGGGAGACUAGUGUAGAUUUUAGUACUAUUUCUGUUGGCACUCCUUCUCCGGGAAAUCCAUUUAAUGGAAAUGUAGAGAGAAGCAAUUAUGUAAAGAAUAGUUUGAAGGAGAAGAAAUCUGCGAUCCCUGAAGCUGAAGAGGGCAGUCCUCUGACACAGGAUAUCUGUUUGCAGGUGCCUAACUCAGUUGUGAAUCAGAAGGUACAGACAAAUGAAGUUCGAGGGCGUAUACAUGAUAUUGAUAUAAAUAGUAUCCCAACAGAUGACAAAGUAACAGACCAAGGCGUUACUGACGAUAUACCUAUGGAUAUUGUGGAGCUGAUGGCUAAAAAUCAAUACGAGAGGCAUCUAGGUGACCCAAAAGGGAAGCAAACUCAGCCAACCCCUUCUGGUAAUUCUGGAAGAUGCAUCAGAGAUAACCAAGUCAGUGGUUCGCAAUGGAAAAACACCGGACAAUCCCAUUUUCUCAGCAUGCAAAAUCCGCCAUCUACUGAUGCUAGAAACUGUAUGGUGAAUGGAAAUUUGGGUCACUUCUCAGACUUCAACCGCAACCCUCUAGGUUCCCCGGGUUGUCUUCCGAGAGAAAAUCAAGUUCCUGCAAGGUUUUUGUCUCUUUCUCAAGGGCAAGAGCAAAGUCCCCCUUACCCUCCAUGUGAUUUGAGUUUAAACAAUUGGAACGGGAAUAUUAAUGUGUCCGCGACAACACAAAGGUACCCUCCGAGUUUUCUCCAAGCAGUAGAAUCAUAUAGACUUCAACCUUGUGCUGCACCGAGACAGAAUGCUACAACUGGUGCCGCCUCCCAUGUAUGGUCGUCUGUUGUAGCAAGUCGCAUGCCUUUGGGAAUUACAAACCCGCAGAUGAUCUCUCAAAGUACUAAUGGUCUGAAUAAAGGGAAACUACACCAUCAGAGUUCUGGCAGUAUUUUAAACUUCAAUUCCCCUGCUUCUACCAGCUAUGGGAAACAGCACAACCUUAAUUUCUCAAACAGUUACAACAACAUUGGAGGCUAUCCAGAAAGUUCUGGAGGAGGGUCAGUUGAUCCGUAUACCAAUGAUGCCAUUUCUGCUAUGCAUUUAUUGAGCAUGAUGCAAAAUGCAGCAAAAAUGCAAAGUGCAGGGUUGUCCUUAGGCCCUCAGAAGGCGGUACGGCCUAGUAGCUCAAGGCAGCCCUUCGUUGAAAACAACUCUCGUCAUCAUCCGUGUUAUCCUGCUUCCGUUCCCAUUCCCACAGCUCAGCCUUUUGGCCCGUCGUUUCAGGGUGAUGUGGCCAACACAAGGUUUAUGGGGCCAAUUCCAUUGACAUUGCAAGGGCAAAGGAACAUGGACAGCUCCCAUUUCUCCCUCCAAGGUGAAAUCCAUCGACCUCAAAGACAACAAAUGGGUUCUUCCCUGCAGAAUCAGAAUCAGAAUCAGAAUCAGAAUCAGAAUCAGAAGGGGAAGGGGAAGGAUAUCUCUGUCAUUUCACACCCCCCUUAUGUCAAAAACACUUCACAGGGUAUGAAUAAGGAUGCUGCACCUAACUUCCUGAGUAGAGAGAGUGUUAGACGAGAAGAGAAGACCACUCCACCAACUCCUGAUAAAAUAAUUUGCAAGUUAAACCAGAAUCCAAGUGAAUUCAAUGACUUGAAGGAGUUGUCUCGGUAUAUGAUCGGACCAGAUGAACUGAGGCCAAGGGAAAUUGCCCGUGAUAGUAGAUUAGCGCAGUCCAGACGAGAUGCCAGGAGACAAUUCAUCAAGCAGAACAGCAGGCCUAUCCCUAUCCCUAUCCCUUCCGGUAAAGACCGGGAAAGGCAGAGGAAAUUCUGAGCAUGCAUUGGAAUUGAACUUAAUUAAUUAAGGCGGCCUUUUGAUUAUAAAUAAAAUUAGUGGAUCGAGCAGUUCCCAUCAAGGUAGUAGAGGAGUUUCCUCAAGGAGAAAUAUUAGCACACAGUUGUUUUUGUUGGAUAAAAUUAGGGUGAGUGAGACUAUUUGUAGAGUAGUACUACCCCUUAACCUUUGGAGAAAAUGGGGUGGGUUGAAUUUAAAUUACUGUUUUUAUUAUACUGUAAUGUGUAUUUGUUGAAGCCUUUGAAUAAGACUGAGGAUGCAGUAAGUUAAUGAUGUUUACAGAGUAUAGUAACUGUCCUUUUGUAACAAUGGUCAUGUAUUACAUAUAUAGGUUUUUUGUCCACUUUUGGAUGGUAUUAUUGGUCUGUAAAGCUGAGAUUGGAACUUCCAUUUUGCUGUGUUUUUUUUUUUACUGUAAUGGUAACAGAGUCUGUUCUAGCAA